Molecule: messenger RNA, 1233 nt
Organism: Desarmillaria tabescens
Lineage: Eukaryota; Fungi; Basidiomycota; Agaricomycetes; Agaricales; Physalacriaceae
Exons: 4
Coding region: 119-946 (275 amino acids)
Source: RefSeq, a predicted model, not a curated record
CGGAAAUCACAGGACGUCAGAGUAGUUUUGUCCCAAAGUGACCCUGUGCUUAUACUUUAGGAUAUAAGGCGCGAUCAUUCAGGCUCCACCAUCAUCCACCGGACCCACAAACGCAGACAUGUCUCGACAACCUACGAACUAUUAUACCACGCCUGGCGCUGCGCGCUCCUCUACACCAGGAAGGUUUCCCCCGCAGCAGCAGCAGCAGAUGGGCUACGCGCCAGUGCACUCUUCUCUCGGACAGGCUUCGAUGCAGCCUUCCUAUAAUCAUUCCCACUCAUCUAGUAAUGGAAGCUCAGACGAUGGGGAUCCGACAGAGAUAUACAACAGAGAUAUCCACGUCUAUUUUCAGAUCACUUCGUUUGAAGCCUCCAACGAAUACUUGGCCAAUUCGAAGGCUGCCCUUGGGCCACUCGUUUCUGCUUUGAGAGGUAGUGGCAGCUGGCUUGACGUUCUUCAUUAUGGUAUAGAACUCGAGAACCCCAACCGUGGAUUUAUUAUGAUCGUAUGGCCCGAUCCUGAAGCCGCCUUGCGAACAAACGAUUAUAACAACGCCCUUAGGAUGACUGUCAGACGCAACACUGUUAGGAAGGAGUAUUGGCUUGAGGCAGAUACGUACCUCUGGGGCGUUCUAUCCGCGCCGACCGUUUCUUUCUCUGUUAUUAAGCAGAGAAGGAGCGACUCGAGGAGGCUUGUCGAAAGCACGGCAGCAUGGUCGAGCAGCGUUCGGAGGUGCCCCGGAUACAGAGACCACUGGUUCCAAUCAAACAUUCUUUCCGAAGAUGGCAGAGAGUUUAUCGUCAUGAUCGGAUGGGAUGGGCUUCGGGCGCACCAGGAUUCGAGAUAUACACCCGCGUACCAAGAACAUUACAGAUCUGUCGAGGAUUUGGGUUACGUGGAGACGAAGCAUGUAAGGUUGACGAGGUACUCGGUCUAUAUUCACUAAGGAGGAAUUGUUGGCCCAGUGCGGUGUUUCCUAAGUUUCUGGGCAGGAUAUUCCCUAUUAUGUUUCUUUUUCUCUCCCUUAUGUCUCCCUGAGUCAGUCGACGUACACGCCAAUGCAUACUGUGACCUGGCUUGUUCCUCUACCCUGGCUACCAGAUCUGCCAUGCAGUAUCUGACUGGUGUGGAUAAAUGUUUCGGUUGUACGUAUAGCCAAUCGAGAAGGUUCCAACACUCAAAUACCUCUUUAUAGACGGUUCUAGACAAGUAAAUAACGUAGGACAUCAGAGC